GUGCCUAUGAGAGAGCUCUCAAAGAACAAGGAAGUGCUGAUGUAGCAUAUGCCCGUCUUAUGUUACUGGGAUCAGCUGGUACUGGCAAGACAUCUCUCAAGCAUUCAUUAAUGGAAGAACCUUUCAAUCCUCAUACCAAAAGCACCAUUGUAUCUGAUGUAUCCUCUGUACGACCAUUUGGACACAAGUGGCAAACAAUGAGAGGAAACAAAUGGAGAGAAACCACAGAAGAAGAUGAAAUUGAGGAACUUGCACAUUUGUUUAAAUCCAUUCAAUCUAAACAAUCCUUUAACAAUAGACCUACAUUUAGUGCACAAAAUUCUCAUGAUGAAUUGAUUUCUACAAGGUCUAUAAUUUCAAUUUUGGGUAUAGAGAGUAGUUUUAUCCAAUCAAUACUAAGGAGAGUUACACCUAGUAGUAAUCUAUCUCUUACAACACAGAAUUUUUAUCAGAAGACAAAAUCACUUGUUCAACCAUUUCUUCAUAUAUGGGAUUGUGGUGGUCAGCCAGUGUUCCUUGAGAUUCUCCCAGCCUUCCUCACUCCUCGUACAAUGUUUCUCCUCCUGUUUGAUGCUUCAAAGGAUUUCAGAGAAAGAUGGCAGUCACGUCAGAAUACUCCUGAUGGUAAAGUGCUGUUUGGUGAGGUAGUGAAUGAAAGCACAAGUCAUCUAAUGGCCAAAUGGAUGUCUACAAUACACAGUCACCUCAUGAAGCACAACAAAGAUGAUACCUCUUCUCCUAGUCUCUACUGUAUUGGCACUCAUGGGGACAAGCUACAUUCAGAAAGCAAGAAAGAAGUAAAGGAGCAAAUACAGUCCCUGUAUAGGGAGAAAGAGUUCUCAGAUCUUAUUAAAGAUGUGCUAAUCAUUGAUAAUACGACCUCAGGCAGAGGGAAAAAGGAAGACACAAGCAUCAAAGAAUUACGCAAAGCUAUUGAUGGUUUUAUCAAUAAGUUAGUUGUUCCAACUCCUGUCAAUUGGGUUCUCUUUCGCAAAGUUUAUCAAGAGCUAAGGCUGAAUAUCAUUAGUGUAUCUGAUGCUAUUGCCAUUGGAGUAGCAUGUCAUAUACCAGCAGCUGAUGUUCCUGAAGUAUUGAAAUUCUACCAUGAGUUGGGAGCUCUUCUUUACUAUCCUCAAAUAGAAGGUCUGAAGGAUAAAGUCAUUCUCAAUCCAAAAUGGUUUGUUGGUACCAUUGGGAAGGUGUUCCCACUAGAAAGAGGAUGGAGCAAAGAUGAUAGAUGGUUGUUGUUUCAAAGUAAAGGUAUUCUUGUUCAACCACUCUAUCAAGAGGUAUGGCAGUCAAGUGGUAUUGAUCCAGAAGAAAUCAUUGAACUUUUAGUUCAUUUUCGUCUUGCAGCUCCAGUUCAAACCGAGCUUAGCAGAUUCAAGCCGCAAUAUUUUCUUCCAGCAGUGCUACCAGGAUACACAGGUGAUCCUAAUGAAGUACGACCUGGUUAUAAGCUAAGAGCCUCACCUGUACACAUUACAUUCUCCACUGGGUAUGUACCUCCUGGCUUCUUCACUCGUUUAGCAACUACUCUAGCUACUGAUGCCAAUGUUAAGCUCAAAGUAACACGCUCUAAAGUUGAGAUAAAAAGUAUCUAUCGUAAUCGUGUCGACUUCUUUUAUGGUCAUCCUUCUGAUGAUUUUGUUCUCACUGAUAUUAAUGAAGCUAUUCAAGUUGAUGUGUUGCGAUAUAUCCCUGAGUGUAGUCAUCCUGUUCCUUUCAAAACAAUUUGUCAAAAAAUUAUGAAAUUGCUUGAGGAAUGUUGUCAACAAGUAGAAGAGACUCUCACUCUUUACCAUAAUGGUAGCAAUGCCGAUCAAUCAAGAAAAGUACAAUAUGUUUGUCAAUGCAGUCCUUCCAGUGAUGUCCAUUACAUUAAUGACAUUGAUGCUGAGAAGCAGACAUGCUCUGAAUAA
Messenger RNA from Amphimedon queenslandica, 1922 nucleotides. RefSeq lists its product as uncharacterized. The annotation marks the transcript as partial. Lineage: Eukaryota; Metazoa; Porifera; Demospongiae; Haplosclerida; Niphatidae. The transcript has 3 exons. The record is from RefSeq and is a predicted model, not a curated record.